AUGGACAACAGCAGCGAUAAGUGGGCACCAAUGCUCUGCCAGGAAAGGUUCGAUAGUUUUGCCCAGAUCCGGAAAUACCAUGUGGAGUUGUUGACUUACUGGUCUAACCUGAUUGCAUACAGGCUUCAAAGCCAGACAACAGAGGGCUAUUACGACAUUCUGGACAGUCUGACUGAGCUAGCCAACUAUAUAAGCCUUGCGGGCAUCAUGCUGCACGUGGACGAAUCUAGCUUGUUAACGGAGUCUAGCGUGGAACAGCACUGCCAUGAAAGAACCAAGUAUAUCUUUCUCUCCGAGAGAAUGCUUGAAAUGAUCCAUUUUCUCACAACCUACCCCGACAUGAUGCAGUUGUCGGAUGUACUCAAGAUGUACGCCGUGCAACUUGGGCGACUCAGGUUUCUUGGUGAUGGGUCACCAGUGGAUGAGUACGCAGAUGGACUGGAAAAGAUUGCGGCGGAGUUGUGCCCAAAGUGGCGAGCAAAUCCAGAACACUGGCAUAGUACAGCCUGGACAGAGCUUCAAAUUGGUAUGAACAGCUCAUCGUGGUGCUUGGUAGACUCAAUAUGA
Messenger RNA from Penicillium daleae, 567 nucleotides. RefSeq lists its product as uncharacterized. The record is from RefSeq and is a predicted model, not a curated record. Bases 1 to 567 code for a protein of 188 amino acids. The transcript has a single exon. NCBI's taxonomy places the organism in Eukaryota, Fungi, Ascomycota, Eurotiomycetes, Eurotiales, Aspergillaceae.